AACUCCUUAUCACAGCAUGAGUCAGCAUAGAACUCAAGCCUGUGGGAGGACACGGGGUUAUAUAAGCCACGAAUGCAGAAACUUAGAGGCGCAGAAAACUUAACGGCAAGGCAGAUCUAGACCUAAUGGCGGCAUUGAAGGCAUGCAACAUCUUGAUCACUGGGGCCAACAGAGGCCUGGGUUUAGAGAUGGUCAAACAGCUGGCAGAGAUGCCCUGCUCCAACCGCCAGAUCUUUGCCUGUAGCCGUGAACCUGACAGCCCUAAAUCAGAGGCUCUACGGGAACUGACUAAGAAGCAUCCCAAUAUCAUCAAAACGAUCUGCCUUGAUGUCACAAACCCUGUCAGCAUCAAAGAAGCUGCCAAGAAGGUGGGUGCGCUGACGGGGAAAACUGGCCUUAACCUGCUUGUGAACAACGCUGGAUUGGCAAAAUUAGGCAGCACGCAGAACACCACUGCAGAGGAUAUGUUGGCUGUCUUCAACACCAACGUGAUGGGGCCUUUCUCUGUCACCCAGGAAUUUCUACCAUACCUGCAAACUGCAGCCAAAGCUAGUGGGACACCGGGCUUGUCCUGCAACAAAGCAGCCGUCAUCAACAUCUCCUCAUCCUUGGGCUCGAUGACAUGCUUUCAUGAAAUAUACAAUAUUAUACAGGCUUUCCCUUACUGUGUCAGCAAGGCAAGUUUGAAUAUGAUGACAGUGUUGUCUGCACACGACUGCAAGUCUGAUGGGAUCCUCUUUGCUGCCCUGCACCCAGGCUGGGUGAAAACUGACAUGGGAGGAGACCAGGCAUUGAUUGAAGCUAAGGAGAGUGUUGCGGGUAUGCUACAUGUGAUGAGCACUCUCACUGAGAAACAGACUGGAGUCUAUCUGGACUACACUGGGAAAACCAUUCCCUGGUAAACAGAGACUAGCAGUUAACUGGACCAUUUACUGGUAAACAGAGACUAACACUUAAUUGGCAAAUGCUUUUCUACUAUCACAAAAGCACAAUAUCUUGUACGCCAUCCAUUUUUGAUUAAAAAAAAAAAAAAAAAA
Messenger RNA from Chanos chanos (milkfish), 1037 nucleotides. Its product is annotated as C-factor. The transcript is spliced from 6 exons. Gene Ontology annotation, molecular function: oxidoreductase activity. Bases 126 to 902 code for a protein of 258 amino acids. Lineage: Eukaryota; Metazoa; Chordata; Actinopteri; Gonorynchiformes; Chanidae. The record is from RefSeq and is a predicted model, not a curated record. Gene Ontology annotation, cellular component: cytoplasm.